AUGGGCGAUGUAGUUGCAUCUCCCAACGCUCUAAAUAACAGAAAAACAACUGCCCCCAGAGACCAUACAGGGCUGACGCUCUUACGGAACCACCCACGUGCGACAGGGAACCUCCUAGGAGUGGCCGGAGCCACUUGGGACCCGCCUAGGGGCAGCAGAGGCCCGAGGGACCCACCCAGAGGCAGCCAGGGACCUUGGUCUUAUCCAGAUAAGGUGGUGCCCCCUGGGACCCUCCAGAGACCAUACAGGGCUGGCGCUCUCAGGGAACCUCCAAGGUGCGGCAGGGAACAUCCAAGUAGUGGCUGGGGCCAUUGGGACCCACCCAGGGGCAGCAGAGGCCCCAUGGACCCAAUCCCAGAGGCAGCUGGUGACCUGGUUCUCACCCAGGGGCGGCAGAGCCCCUGCAACCCUCCCAGAAGCGGCGAGGGUACUAAGGAUACUCCCAGGGGCGGUGGAGGCCCACAGUACCUUUCCAGGUGUGACCGCGCCCCUAGGGACCCGCCCAGGGUAGGCGGGACCCGCUAA
This is a messenger RNA of Homarus americanus (American lobster), 525 nucleotides long. RefSeq lists its product as uncharacterized. The coding region runs from base 1 to 525 and encodes 174 amino acids. The transcript is spliced from 3 exons. The record is from RefSeq and is a predicted model, not a curated record. Lineage: Eukaryota; Metazoa; Arthropoda; Malacostraca; Decapoda; Nephropidae.